Messenger RNA from Penicillium brasilianum, 1548 nucleotides. Lineage: Eukaryota; Fungi; Ascomycota; Eurotiomycetes; Eurotiales; Aspergillaceae. The record is from the annotation of a GenBank genome assembly.
AGUCCCACCGUCUUUUGAUUCCGCACUUGAUUCCGUCAUCCAGUGGGUGCACAUUUAAACGCCGUAUCCCCCGAAUCGCUACUCACGUUCAAUUGUCCUAAAUCUCAACGUUCCCCUGCAGCUUCGACCUUUGCCAACUAUUACUCACCAUUAUUGAUUCCGCCCCCACGACGACUGCUACCCGAUCACAGUCACUCCCACUAUGGCCCCCAAAACAUGGCUCGUCACCGGGGCCUCCUCGGGUCUGGGCACUGCCAUCGCCGAAGUAGCCCUUCGUGCUGGAAACAAAGUCAUUGCAACAGCCCGCAAUCCCACCAAAGCAGCCAAAGAGAAUCCACAAAUCGAAGAAUUGGGAGGCACAUGGCUUGAACUUGACGUGACGAGUACAGAAACACCCAAAAAGGUGGAAGACGCUAUUCGCCAAUCCGGUGGCGCGAUCGACGUGGUCGUCAACAAUGCGGGGUACUCGCUGCUCGGUAGCAUUGAGGAUAUGAGCGAGGCCGAGAUCGAGAACCAGUUCAGUACGAACGUUUAUGGCCCCGUGAGAGUGUUGAAGGGUGCACUUCCAUUCAUGCGGGCGCAGCGAUCGGGGACGAUUGUGAACGUGAGCAGCAUCGCUGGCAUGGAUGGGUUGCCUUCUUGUGCGAUGUAUGCGGGGUCUAAGUUUGCUCUUGAGGGUAUGUCUGAAAGUCUCUCGAGAGAACUAGCCCCCUUCGGUAUCCGGGUCCUCAUCGUUGAACCUGGCCAAUUCCGAACCAAGUUCCUGUCAGCCUAUGUCGAGCCUGCCACUGGGCUGAAUCAGGACUACGUUGGAACUCCCCUCGAGGCUACCCUGAACAAAUUCAAAACACAUGAUGGGAAGCAAACUGGUGACCCUGUCAAGGCUGCCCAGCGGAUUCUGGAAGUUGUGACCGGCACGGGAAUUGGUGCUGGCAAAGAAAGUCUGCUGCGACUCCCUCUUGGCCCUGACUGCUAUCAACGCUUCCAGACGAAGCUUGACACUGUGCAGGAGAACCUGGCACAGGCAAAGGAUAUUGCUUUUUCCACCAACCUGUGAGAGAAAAAUUAUGGAGAAGCGCAGUCCGUCUGCUCUUUGCUCGUGAAUAUGCCAUCUACAAGCUGAUUUUCAACAAAAACGCAACAUGGUUUCAUCGCCAGAUUAUCAAGGCUCGAGCUUUUCUUGGAGGCUCACACCUACGAGUAGUAUUCACGAUGCCAGAGCACGACAAGUCCCGAGUUCAAUUUAACACAGAUGCAUUGCCUUCUCUCUUCCUUCCUGCGGCGAACUUGACAGGUUUCAUCCACCCAUCUAUUUCCAGAGUAAUACUGCUGACGCUUCUUUCUCAAGAUAGCAGGCAUCCAACACGAGUCUUCAAGAUGCAGGACUAGAGACUUGCCUGUCUGGUGUCUUGCGCAGCCCCACAACUCUCAGGGUGUGGAGGCUUGAGGUAACUUUUGCAACGGUCAACGCUACCUUCAGACUUCAAUUUUUUUACGUUUCAUACUAGUUUAGAGGAUCAGGCAAUGAAGAAAAGAAUAACAAAUCAU